Molecule: messenger RNA, 1958 nt
Organism: Chiloscyllium plagiosum (whitespotted bambooshark)
Lineage: Eukaryota; Metazoa; Chordata; Chondrichthyes; Orectolobiformes; Hemiscylliidae
Source: RefSeq, a predicted model, not a curated record
AAUAUAUUUGUGUAAUAGAUUGUUAUAUCAAGGUGCUUUGUGCUAAUCGGUGUUUUUUUUUAACAGUUUAACAGUAACAUGGACGAGGUAGCUGUUGUUGCCUCGAAGCUGUGUGUCCGGUUAAAGCUGGCCCCUCCGGAUAUCUGUGUCCAGGCCGUCGCCUUGUUCAAACACGAUGUGAUAAUUGCCUGGACUGAAUCUAUCCUGAAGCCAUCAGAGAUCUGUGGCUUGUUCCUGGGUGUUGUUUGUGGUCAUUGGGACAUUUACUCUGACUGGAAUGUCACACUCCCUGACACACCAAAGCCUCCCGUCAUCCCCCCCAAGCCACCCCUCCCUGGUUCUCCUGUCACAAGGAUACUAUUUCUCACAGACAUUCACUGGGACAAAGAUUACAUCCCAGGGAGUAACCCUGACUGCCGGGACCCCUUGUGCUGCAGGAAGGGCUCGGGUUUACCCCCUAGCCAUCGGAAAGGAGCUGGGAAGUGGGGUGAAUACAGCAAGUGUGACCUUCCCCUCCACACCAUCGAGAACCUUCUACAGCAUCUUCAACCUGGACACUUUGAUCUGGUCUACUGGACUGGGGAUAUUCCAGCUCAUGAUGUCUGGCACCAGACCCGGAAAGACCAACUCACGGCUCUCAACACCAUCACCAGACUCAUCCAGAAAUACCUGGGCCACGUUGCUGUCUACCCAGCCGUUGGCAAUCAUGAGAGCACUCCAGUCAACAGCUUCCCUCCUCCCUUCAUCCACGGUAACGAGUCCUCUGCCUGGCUCUACGAUGCAAUGGUGCAGGCCUGGAAGGGCUGGCUGCCUGAGGAAGCUCAGGAAACUCUCCGGAGAGCGGGGUUUUACACAGUGAAACUCAAUCCUGGACUGCGACUUGUUUCACUCAACAUGAACUUCUGUUCCCAUGAGAACUUCUGGCUGUUAGUGAACUCGACUGAUCCAGCUGGUCAGCUGCAGUGGCUGGUCAGCAUCCUGCAGGAAGCAGAAGACAGCGGUGACAAGGUAAUGAGGGAGUGGGCCAGGCAGGCAGUACAUUCCUCACCCCAGGCAUCUGACGUGAGACUAAACCAGUCGGGUAACAGAUUUCAAAGGGCACACAGCUCUGGUGAAACAGUCAAUUCUUCAGGAAGUAGAAUUUUCUUCAACAACUGUCCCAGGUAUGAGGGGACAAUUGCUGCCCAGUUUUUUGGCCAUACCCAUGUGGAUGAGUUUGAGGUUUUUUACGAUGAGGAGACUCUGAGCCGUGCAGUGUCUGUUGCUUUCAUUUCCCCAAGUGUCACAACGUACAUCAACCUCAGUCCAGGGUUUCGGGUUUACCAGAUUGAUGGGAAUUAUCCAGCGAGUUCACAUUCAGUUCUUGACCAUGAGACCUACAUCCUGAACCUGACUGAGGCCAAUGAGGGAGACAAUCCCAGGUGGGUUUUCCUGUACAGGCUCCGGGAGGCCUAUGGGAUGAAGUCUGCGUUUCCUGUCGAUAUGGAUAACCUGAUCAACCGCUUCCUGCUCGAUGACAGUCUCUUCCAGAGGUACUGGUUCCUGUACCACAAGGGCCACACUUCCCAACCGUGUCAGCAAGCCUGCAAGACUGCCACCAUCUGUGCCCUUCGUACAGGCAGAGCAGAUGACCCUGCACUUUGCAAGGACCUUCACAACAAGGUGACAUACAGGGAAACACAGAGCUUCUGGAGGCAGCGGAGAAUGUGCUAAAAUCACCUCAGGCCAAUAUCUGAAAUGAUCUCCUCAUAGAAUUUAUCAUUGCUUUAAUUUCAGGGACAUCCAAUGAAUCUUGAUGACUGCUGGACACAACUGACUGGACAUUGACCGACUGGACAGGGCUGGCUGGAUUCUGAGCAGAGCAGUGGCACAGUGGUUAGCACUGCUGCCUCACAGCGCCAGAGACCCGGGUUCAAUUCCCGCCUCAGGCGACUGACUGUGUGGAGUUUGCACGUUCU